Messenger RNA from Penicillium arizonense, 744 nucleotides. Its product is annotated as putative exosome complex subunit Rrp46. Gene Ontology annotation, cellular component: cytoplasmic exosome (RNase complex); nuclear exosome (RNase complex); nucleolus. Bases 1 to 744 code for a protein of 247 amino acids. NCBI's taxonomy places the organism in Eukaryota, Fungi, Ascomycota, Eurotiomycetes, Eurotiales, Aspergillaceae. Gene Ontology annotation, biological process: rRNA catabolic process; nuclear mRNA surveillance; poly(A)-dependent snoRNA 3'-end processing. The transcript has 2 exons. The record is from RefSeq and is a predicted model, not a curated record.
AUGGUCGGUCCAACAACAUCUCUCUCGCAGUUAAAUCGUGCCGAUGGCUCGGCGUCAUACAAAUGCCCCGCUACGGGUUACAAUAUCCUGGGUGCCGUCAAUGCCCCCGUCGAGCUCCCAGGACGCCGUGACGCAUUGAAGCCCGAGGAAGCAACCGUGGAGGUGUUUGUCAAACCUGGUACUACCACUGCUGGUGUCGGAGAGAGAUAUGUCGAAGGAAUCCUGCGCUCUGUGUUGGGCAAGGUGGUUCUGGGCCGCGAGAAAGGAUUCCCUCGUCGUGGUGUUGUCCUCACUCUGGCCAUCGUUGGAGGCGAAAACAUUGAACGCGGUGACUCAUACCUUACCAUCCUCCCAGCUCUUUUGCACGCUGGCUUGCUCGCCAUGAUGUCCGCCUCGGUUCCUCUGUCGAUGACCUUUGCCGCGACUCUUCUCUGUGUAACAAAGUCUGGUGACAUUGUCCGUGACCCCUCCCCGACCGCCGCCAAAGCCGCCGUGUCCCUCCACGUCUUUGCGAUCUCCUCCAAGAGCCACCUUCUCCUCAACGAAAGCGAAGGCCGAUUCGACUUUGACACCUGGGAGCUGGCCCGCCAACACGCUCUCUCCAUCUGUCAGGGUGCCUCUGACAGCUCCGACGGCGAUGUGAGCAUGAGCGAAGGAAAGGACGGCAGCCUAAAUGGUUUCAUCCGGGAGGCAGUGGAGGACCAGAUCUACAGUGACUACGCCUACAAACUUGACUCGAUCUGA